Messenger RNA from Entelurus aequoreus (snake pipefish), 2428 nucleotides. RefSeq names its product protein TMEPAI-like. The coding region runs from base 1065 to 1916 and encodes 283 amino acids. The record is from RefSeq and is a predicted model, not a curated record. Gene Ontology annotation, biological process: negative regulation of transforming growth factor beta receptor signaling pathway. Gene Ontology annotation, cellular component: early endosome membrane; Golgi membrane. NCBI's taxonomy places the organism in Eukaryota, Metazoa, Chordata, Actinopteri, Syngnathiformes, Syngnathidae. The transcript is spliced from 4 exons. Gene Ontology annotation, molecular function: R-SMAD binding.
ACGUCAUAAAGUCGUCGUUGAAUGCUACACGAUACAUUGACGCCAUCUCGGCCUUAACCAGCGCCAGGCGUCGCACAAACGGAGGCGAAUGAGUUGAAAUUAUAAUCGAACUCUUAACUUCUCGUCGCUAACAGUGUUUACAUCCUGAGGCUAACAAGCUAGCGAGCCAUGCGAAACCGGAAGUAGCUAACAUUGCUAACCAAAUCGCUCCGAAAUCUUCUAAACAUACUAUAUGUCUGAGUUGUCGCGUCCCUUUCUAAUCAAAUAAGAGGGAAAGUUGACUAUUUUGGUGGAUUAUUGAAAAAAAUAUAUAUAUUACCCUGCGCCGAAGAGUUGACCUCAGGAAGAUGGCUGCCAACUUCUUCCGCACACCUUCUUCCUGUUUGGCGUUUAUUUAUUUAUUUUUUUGCGUAUAAACUAUAUUUAAGACAAACUAAGCGAAGUUACAGAAUGUGCUGCAUUUAAAAGAAUAUAAAUACAAGAAACAACACAACACGUCUAUAUUGUAUCAUUCUCCAUUUAUUCCGCACAUUCCUCAUAUAUAAGUUUGAAUUCGGUGCAAAGCCAUGAUUUAGCUACACGAGAUGUGCAAAAUAAUAAUUAAUUAAAAAAAAUAAUCAUUAAAAUAAUAAUUAAUACAAAUAAAAAAAGAAUAUUAUUAAUGAAAAUUAAAUUUAAAAAAAUCCUAGUGAGUUCAAAUAUUCGCAAAUAAAUGCACUUAUAGGUGUCAUGAUGUGUACCUAAUGUAGUGACCAUCACAUGCAUAUUCGUAUGCAUAAUUUUAUUGUAUUUCUUGUCUGCAGGUCACGGCCAGAAAUGUUUUUUUUUUUUGGUUUUUUUUGCAGAGGCUGUCUGGAGGACGUGUCUGGCCCUCCCCUCCUCCAUUGUCCCCCCUCCACACCAAGCGGUCCUCCCCCAUGGAGUUGGGGGGUAGGCGGGCUGUAAAUCAGACAGCCUGGCUCUAGACACACAACACUCGGAUGCGAAGCACCGGAGAGUUGUUGUGAGGUAUUUUUUCCUCCCCAUGGAUGUUUUUUUAGAAGUAAAAUGAGGUAUCCGGGCCCAUGCACCACACGGAACUUCCCCGGGGCGGUGAUGGAGGUAUAGGCUGCAUGUGGAGGCUCCGGGUGGCCGCACCUCCUCCACCUCCUCCCGUCCGUCCUCGGGCUGCCGGCGGCGGCGGCUCCCUGCACCGGCGUCCCGGUCGUCUCAUGCGAAACACAGCGGCCCAAUUGCGGAGCUCCGGGCCCACGUCAUCCAAUGGUUAUUGCUUCUGCACCGGACCCCAGCCACAGGGCAUGGAUAUAUCUGAACUGGAGUUGGUUCAGAUAAUAAUUAUCCUGCUGGCGAUGACCGCCACGGUGGUCGUGUUGGUCUGCCUCCUCAUCUACUACCGCCUCUUCGCCCUGUCUCUCUUAGGCAGGCUCGGCGACACGCAGGACACGCAACGGGAUGCCAACGGGUGGUCAAACAGUGUGCUGACUCAACAUGGCAACAGCGAAGCAAUCCUCCAAACCCCGGCGGCCUUCAUGCAGCGGCCCCUGUGUGGCUUCCAGCCCACCUACCCGUACAUUCCGCGGGAGGCGGUGGACCUGCCCCCCAUCAUCUGCUUACCAGACGGGGAAGAGCACAAGGGCCCGCACGGCUUCCAGCGCCGCACCCCGGAGCAGCAGCUGGAGUUGAGCCGCUCCUGCAUCCGCGCUCCUCCCAACCGGAGCGUCCUGAGAAGCGACACGGCAGACGGUUACAUACACAGCACAAGCGUGGAGGGGCUGCCGGAGCAACCCCCUCCCUCUUACAGUGUGACUAUGGAGGGCGGACUACAGAAAGGUCCUAAAAGAUUACAAACAAGUUGGCAUCCCGGAAGGAGCCUGACAUCCACUGAAACUGUUCUUCAUAACUCCUCCGUCACUUGAGAGACUUUUCUAUCAGAUAUUUUCUAUUAGGUGCUAAAAUAUCUCCUUCUGUUCGUGUCUAUUUUUAUAAGCUUCUCCAUUUGUGACAAACUCUGUCGGCCCCCAUGGGAAUGUACACUAGAAUGCAAGCUGACGUUGCACUUGAAAGCGGAAAGGCUUCCGCUUUUUUUAAUUGUUUUCCAUGUGAGAAGAGCUGCUACUGUAAAGUCGGUGCUUUUUGCUUCAGCCUGGCAUAUACUUGAUCACGUUAACGCCCGAGGCAAGUCUCCGUUUUUUUGUUUUAUCAUUCGUGGCGCGCGGACGCCGCCGUCCCAAGCACUUUUGCCUCUGAAUAAACAAAAAGACAGGAAGGCGGAGGAGGACUCCGUAUAAGCCAUGCACAGCAAUACUCGAGCAGCUGAGCUAAAUCGAAGCUACAACUAUAGACGAAAUAUCCUUGUCGUUUACAUUUUCAUGUUAUUUAACAAAUAUUUUGUAUUUAAAAUGUGUAGCGGUUUACAAUAAAGGACUGA